Strigops habroptila (Kakapo) is the source of this 2293-nucleotide messenger RNA. RefSeq names its product heterochromatin-associated protein MENT-like. The transcript is spliced from 8 exons. The record is from RefSeq and is a predicted model, not a curated record. Gene Ontology annotation, molecular function: serine-type endopeptidase inhibitor activity. The coding region runs from base 113 to 1345 and encodes 410 amino acids. Gene Ontology annotation, biological process: negative regulation of endopeptidase activity. Lineage: Eukaryota; Metazoa; Chordata; Aves; Psittaciformes; Psittacidae.
GGUGCAAGCAGUACUAUAUUUCUAAAUGUAUUCCUUGCUUAACACACAAACACAGAACCUGACCGAGGACAAGACAUAAGUCUUCUCUCUCACAGGAUCAGAGGUUGCAGCAAUGGAACUGGUCUCAACAUCAAUUGGCAAGUUUACAGUUGAUCUUUUCAACAAGCUGAAUGAGGCCAACAAGGGCAAAAACAUUUUCUUUUCCCCCUGGAGCAUAUCAUCUGCUCUGGCUCUGAUGUACCUGGGUGCAAAAGGCAAUACAGCAACAGAGAUGGCAGAGGUUCUUCAUUUCACUCAAGCAGCAAGAUCUGAAGGCUCUUCUUCUGUGGCCAGACCUUCUCGGGGGAGACCAAAGAGAAGAAAAAUGGAUCCUGAGCACAAGCAAGCUGAAGAUACUCACUCUGGCUUCAAAGAGCUCCUGACUGCCAUCAAUAAACCCAGAAGCACCUACUCACUGAAAAGUGCCAACCGUAUUUAUGUGGAGAAAACUUUCUCAUUAUUGCCUGUAUACAUACAGCUCAGUAAGAACUACUACAAAGCAGAGCCACACAAGGUUAGCUUUAAGACAGCACCAGAACAAUCCAGAAAGGAAAUUAACACUUGGGUUGAAAAACAAACUGAGGGCAAAAUCAAGAAUUUGCUGGGUCCACGAGAUGUGGUAACCUCCACGAAGCUGGUCCUAGUAAAUGCUGUUUACUUCAAGGCGGAAUGGGAAGUGAAAUUUCAGGAAGGGAAUACAGUUCUGCAACCCUUCCGACUGAGCAAGAACAAGACCAAGCCUGUGAAGAUGAUGUGCAUGAGAAAUACAUUUCCAGUUCUCAUCAUGGAAACAUUGAAUUUCAAAAUGAUUGAGUUGCCAUAUGUGAAACAUGAACUCAGUAUGUUCAUCCUCCUUCCUGAUGACAUCAAAGACACCACUACAGGUCUUGAACAGCUGGAAAGAGAACUGACGUAUGAGAAGCUGUCUGAAUGGGCUGAUUCCAAGAAGAUGACUGAAACUCUCGUGGAUCUGUACCUACCUAAGUUCACACUGGAGGAGAGAUACGACCUCAGUGAUAAUCUGAACAGCAUGGGCAUGCGCAGUGCCUUCAGCACCAGUGCUGAUUUCAGUGGAAUGGCUGAGAAGAGUGACAUGUUCAUCUCCAAAAUUCUUCACAAGUCUUUUGUUGCAGUUGAUGAGGAAGGCACUGAGGCAGCUGCUGCUACUGUAACUGUAACAGUAACAAGCGCACCGGUUGACCAUGUUCUGAAAUUUAAGGCUGACCACCCUUUCCAUUUCUUCAUCAGACACAACAAAUCCAAGAGCAUCCUCUUCUUUGGCAGGUUCUGCUCUCCCCUAGAAUGAGUUAUUACUUGCUUCUAGCCAGCACCCAAGGUUCACUGUUCAAUGGAAAAAUGUGAACUGCAAGUGUUAAAAGCUCAACCUUAAGCCGUGUAGCUGUAUGUACUGAAAGUGUACGUUCUUUUUCUUCCCUCCCAAGUAAGGCAGCACUCAGAAACCACACUGUGCCUCAAAUACCACCCCUCUACUGCUCUUUUCCAUUACCGUAAUCAGACAGCCCUCCACAGAAAACAAAGUGCAGAAUUUUGCUCCCUUGCAUCAAACCUGCUCUUCUGGCUUUGUUAUUUGAGAGUAAGGUGGAGCCAUAAAAGCUCUCUGCACACAGGCUGUCACCCAGCCUUAUGCUAAAUCUUCAAGGGAAGAUAUGACUUGAAGGGAAAUGCAGUUCACCCUCUUGAAUCUCCCAGAGAGGAAAACUAAAUUGUUAGAAACUGAAAAAAAAAAAUUAAUAUGAACCCAGAAUAAUUACAUUCCUCCUCUCCUGACCCUGAAGCUUCAUGAAAAAACAAGGCAGUGAAGACCCUUAUAGUCCAGCCCUUAACAUUUAAUUGCUGACUUCUAAUCUCCUUGCAUUUUUCCUCAUUUUAAUAAACUUUGCAGUUUAAGGUUGCUGAGAGUUCCAACCAGCAAAAAUGCUAAGAAAACUAUGAGCAAUAUGCCUUCUUGCUACCUCUUAUUGACAUGCAAUCUAAAAUAUCGGAAUUCAAAUCUGCUGCCUCUUUUUAAUUUUACCUUAUUAUACCUGUUUCCUGGCUAGUAUCUGCACAGCUUCCUUGCUACCUGUAUUAUUUACCAAUGUACGAUUUGUAACUUAUGAGUGCAUCUCAGAAAAGAUUGUCAUAGUAUUGAUAGAAACACCAGUGAGAUUUUGAUUGAUGCUUUGCUUCAUAAUUUUACCAUGACCUGCAUUUAAUACAAUAAAUUAACUCAGAAUUGUGUUUGUGUUAUUCA